Messenger RNA from Mesorhabditis belari, 4086 nucleotides. The record is from the annotation of a GenBank genome assembly. NCBI's taxonomy places the organism in Eukaryota, Metazoa, Nematoda, Chromadorea, Rhabditida, Rhabditidae.
AUGCGUCAACUACUCGUUUCAACGACGCUCCUAAUCUCGAUUGUCUUCUCGUUCACAUUGGACUGUGAUUUCCGUCGUGAAUGCUGUUGGAGAAGCGCUGAAGGGGAAGGCGUUUGGGAGACAAGGAAAACCAUCUCAACCAACGAGUUUCGACGCACGUUUCUCGUCGGCAAAAAGUCGACACCACCAGAUGGCCCUUACGUGAUGCGGGUGGAAACAGGGGCGCAAGAGGGCGGCUCUUCUUUCAUGUCGUGUCCAUUUUGCUCAACAUCGCCGGUGAUCGUCAGAUAUCGACAUUGGCAAUCUCCAACAGCUCAAGUGAGCCUCUGCUGGCAACUCGUCGUCGGUCAAGAGACUCAAGAGGAGGAUCAAGAGGAGUGCAUCCAGAUUUCACCCAACGAACAAAGCAAUCUCGCCCAGCAGACGCUCUUCGUGCCGACAGGGAAACAGAUACAGCUCUAUUUCCUCAUCGAGAAUGUUGCCUCGAAGACGUACGGAGUGAUUUUAAUCGAUCGGAUCUCCGUCGAGUACAAUGAUUGCAAAACGGCUCCCUCACUUCCUUCAAUCAACCUUGGGGCUCAGCACACUGCUGUUGUUCCCGUUCACCGCUCUUCGUCAUCGGAUUUUAGAAAAGCAAGACCGAAAGCGAUUUUGCCGAACUCAGGGAAUCGAAAGCUGAAGAUCAACAAGCUCACGAUGCAGGAAAGCGCUUUGAAUGAAGAGGUGGCGAGGCAGAUUCGAAAUUUGGAGAACACACAGGAUAAAGAUUUGCGAGUUUCGUCGGGGAACAGCGGAGAGAAACAUUUCGACACGUUGAGCACGACGACGUCUGACCGAAAACCAGCUCAACAAAAGCCCUCUUCAUCAUCACAAAUCUCAUCCACUCACCUAGUUCCCCGUUUAUCGACAGCAAUUGAAUCGCAAACAGUCAAGAAUCCGACGAUGAAGAGCACAAAGCAUGUGAAAAUCCCGCAAUCGUUUCACGAGGCGGCCAACCGAGUGACGGUGAUGGAGAACACGCAACGAGUGGCUCCAUCAAUGGCGACGAGUGGGAUGAGAGGGAGAAUGGGACAAACAAUGCAACCACCACCCCCGAGAGCCAUCCCAUCAGUUCUUCCACCACCACCACUCCUGCCCACAUCAUUGGGCAAAGAUUUCAAUCCUUUGCACGAUCUCGUCGGAAAAGAGUUCUCUGAUUUCCUCGAUCCGAGUUUCAUCAGCAAAGAUGACGAGGAGGGUGAUGAUCCGGAAGCCGAAGAAUACUUUAGGCAACAGAAGCAGAAACCCCAGCAGCCGGCUCCUCCAAGCACAAGUGUUCGACAGCCGGCUCGAUCACGAACAUCCCAGCCAACAUCUCGUACGGUGAUGCAACCACAGAGAGUAACACAGCAGCAACAAGUCCCACCACAGACACCGAUUCGACCAGCUACCUCUUCAAAUCGAUCUCCCCUUCAUCCGCUUUUCGAUCGAAAUCAAUGCGAUAGCCCGGGCGGAUGUUUAUUCGAGCGUGGCCUCUGCUCGUACACUCAUGCGACGCUCGAUCCGAAUCAAAUGUUUCGAUUGACGAAAGUCGGUUUAUCAAGUUUUGCGUUGGCGAAUGUGAGACCGAGCUCGGUGGUUGUUUUAGAGACGCCGACGAAUCUACGGGAAGAGCAUUUGAUCGUUCUCGACGUUCUCGAGCAUCAUUCGGACGUCAGUUUGCGGGGAUGUUGUCAGGUAAUCGGUCAACCGCAACUCAUUUGCCCCUUUUCAACUCCAAUCGAAUCAUCGGUGAUGAUUUGGCAAGCUGCUCGGUUUAGUUGCCCAGCAAAUACGGUUAAGCUGGUGUUUAUGUGCGAGAAUCGCGGAAUGAUUGACGUAUUGUUCGCUUUGUUCUUCUUCGAAUCGACAUUUGGCUUCGUUUUCUUUGCCGCCAACCUUGCGAAACGCACUCGAGGGUUGAUCAAACGCGGGAAUAAAUAUGGGAAAAAAACCCGUAGCUUGUUUGGUGUGGGAAAAGUCGUGAAUCUGGCAAAAAAGUUUCGAAAAUUCAUCAAACACAAUCCGACGAUUCCCCGCCUUCGACCAGAGAGCUCUUUAGCAGCGAAACCCAAGGAUAAGAACUACGAUCCGUGCAAAGAGCGCCAAAUGUGCAUGAAUGGUGGAACUUGUAUAAAUCGCAAUGGAAAUUUCGAGUGCAAAUGCGAGAAAGGAUACAUUGGAAAAAGAUGUGAGUUGAAAGUUUCAUUGGAGAAUUGUCGAGACAAUCUUUGUCAACAUCAAGCCAAUUGUUAUAGUGUCCCCGAGACGUACCACGUGCUGGAUAUCAUUUCCUAUAAAGCAGCAAGGAAAAAACAUCCCGGGGACACGAUUAACAGUCAGAAUUAUAUGAAAGAAAUCAGUUACAGAUGCGAUUGCCUUGAUGGAUAUUCUGGGGAUUUAUGCGAAAUGACGUCGAAUGAUCUCUACUGUAUGACGGAUGGAUGUUUCAAUAAUGGGGAAGGUGAAUGGAACGCGACAAGUGGUAAAGAAAAGGAUUGUAUCUGUCAUUGUAAUCAGGGAUUUGACGGAAAACAGUGUGAAUUCGUAAAUCCGUGCUUUGCGAACGACACAUGUCAUUUUGGGAUCUGUAAAGCGAAUAGGAAAAUCGAGCUUGGCACCGAUGGUCGAGAAGUGAUCACGUACGAGCCGGGGUGCGAUUGUGGCACGAAAUUUCCAUUCACCGGCGUUGAAGUGACAGGUACAACUUGUUCGGAGUUGAGCAUGGAAAGCAAAGAGUCGAAAUUCCAAAGUGUCAUCCCUGGCCUACUUCCGCGCACCGAUUUCCCGCAUUCACCCCAAUCUUGGACCACUUGGCUUGAAAAUGUGAAGCUGCAUCGAAAUGAGAUGAAUUUAAGUCUAACCGAUAUCGAAACGUUGGAGGGAUUGCCUUUGACUUGUAAAACGCCAAAGCUUGGCUCGAUUAAAGGCGGAGAUCCGGAUGUGGUACCGGAGGAAUGGGAUGACUGCUCGGCGCUACUGGAGGGGAAAUUUUGCCUCCAAAACGCUUCACACGAGCCAUUCAUCAUGGAAAUGCCCUCGGGAACAAAGAUUUUGGCUCCACACUGUAGCUGUGACGAUUUGCAAGGGGACUAUGAAGGGAAUUUUUGCCAGUAUAAACGAGAGAACCCUUGUCAUCCGACUUUUGAGGAAUUCGAGAGAGGGAUCACACUGGAGAAUCGGUGCACAUCUACGAUAAAUGGUGUGUGCAGCUCGACGGUGCGUAAAGGGGAAGCGGUUUGUAUUUGUAAUCCUGGCUACACGGGAACGAAAUGCGAGAAAUUUGAUCCAUGUGCUGAGAUGCUUUGCCCACCAAACUCGGAGUGUGUUCCAUUGGAUCCGGAUAGCAAUCGACCGGAAGCUGCCUCACUGCGUCUUUAUCAAUGCGUUUGUGCCAAGGGAUUCGUCAAUGUUUCGCCGAACAACUUUGAUUGUCAAGCCGGAAAUGGGACGAACAAAUGCGCUGAUCGAACGCUUUGCACACAUGGAACAUGCUUUGAUUGUGGAAAGAAAGCGCCGGAAGGAAAUCUGGAGAUGUGUGACGAUCACGAGCUUGUUGUUCAGUACAAAUGCUUCUGUGAGCCAGGCUGGUCGGGAUUCAACUGUGAUCACGAGAUUUCGGUUUGCUCGAAAAGUCAAUGCCAAAAUGGGGCGAUUUGUCGACAAACCGAAGAUUACGAUUAUGAUUGUAUUUGUCGACCGGGCACACGCGGAACAUUUUGUGAGUACGUCGAGGAUUACUGUGUGGCAUUUGGAAAUGAGCGCUGUGUAAAUGGAAAAUGUGAAGAGAAUGACGCGUUCAGCCGAAAAUUCAAGUGCGAAUGCGUUUAUGGCUUCGGUGGGCUCGAUUGUGAUGUUGAAAUCGCGAUGUGGACAUUGUUGGCGAACUUUUGGGAGGAUUACGAACCUUGGUGUGUUGGAUGUAGUUCGGCGGCGCUGCUUGUUCUUUUUCUCAUCUGUCACUAUUUGUUUUUGCUUGCAGAUCAUGAAGUUUCGACGAAGAUAGAAGUGCUCAAAGCUGGCAAAAGCAAAGGCGAAGAAAAUCGAGAUAUCCUCAAAGUGAACCCG